AUGGUGCAGAAACAGUACUCUAAGUCAGUUAAAAUAAUAAGAAGUGAUCAAGGUAGGGAGUUCUACAUGAAUGAGUUUUAUCAUGAACAAGGAAUUGAGCAUCAGAUGUCUUGUGUAGCCACACCUGAACAGAAUGGGAGAGUUGAAAGGAAGCAUCAGCACAUUUUGAAUGUGGCAAGAGCCUUAAGAUUUCAGUCAGGAAUCCCUUUACAGUUUUGGAGUGACUGCAUUCUACAUGCAGUUCACUUGAUCAAUAGGCUACCAGCACCUGUGUUACAAAACAAAAGCCCCUAUGAAGUUUUACAUCAGAAACCUCCUUACCUUGGACACUUGAAAGUUUUUGGCUGCCUAGCCUAUGCCUCUACAUUAAGCAGUGGGAGGACUAAAUUUCAAACAAGAGCAAGACAGUGCCUGUUCUUAGGAUAUCCCAUGGGAAUCAAGGGUUAUAAGUUAUUUGAUUUAACUACACAUGACAUCUUUAUUUCCAGAGAUGUUGUUCUUUAUGAAGAUAUCCUUCCCUUCAAAACUUCUGUCACACCUGCUGCAGAAGAUGAUUUACCUUCUUUCCCAGACCUUCCAACAGUUCAUUUUCCUCAAGCUGCUGACCCUUUUUCUCCUGAUAGCCAGGCUCAUGGGGGCCAGCAUUCUAUAUCAGUACCACCACUUGUUGAUCCCUCCAUAGGAAAUCAGGGCAACUCUACACCUGAUCCUGACUCUCCUCCUAUUCCUGGUCAACAAGAUGAUGGUUCAAGUGAAACAGAUGACUAUAGGGAUGCUGAGCCUGAUUCUCAGGACUCAGAUAAUGAUGAAUUGCCUCCAGGAGAUGAUCUUGAAGAUGAAGAACUACCUCCCAGGACCAGGAAACCUCCUGUUUGGCAUAAGGAUUACAUUACUUCAGUUAAUCAAAUUAGCCAAUACUGUAUGGCUAAUUAUGUCUCUUAUCAUCAGUUUACUGCACAGCAGAAAAGAUUUGCAUUAAAUUUGACAGUUCUUAUGGAUCCACAAACUUACAAAGAGGCAGCAAAAGAGCAUCACUGGAUCAAAGCAAUGGAGGAAGAGUUAAAUGCAUUGCUGGAAAGCCAGACAUGGGAUCUGGUAACACUGCCACCAGGGAAGAGAGCUAUUGGCUGUAAGUGGGUCUACAAGACAAAAUUGAAGCCAGAUGGAGCAGUUGAAAGAUAUAAAGCAAGAUUGGUAGCCAAGGGCUUUACCCAAAUCUAUGGAAUUGAUUUCCUAGAUACCUUUUCUCCAGUCGCAAAAAUUAACACUGUGAAAACUCUUUUAGCAGUUGCAGCAGCAAAGGACUGGUUUCUACAUCAGAUGGAUGUCUCAAAUGCCUUUUUGCAUGGAGAUUUGGAUGAAGAGGUGUACAUGACACCACCACCUGGCUUGGAAGGAAGUGAAGGGAAGGUCUGCAGGUUGAAGAAGUCACUCUGUGGCUUGAAACAAGCCAGCAGGCAAUGGUUUGCUAAACUAACCUGUUCUUUACUCAAAAAUGGUUUUUCACAGUCAGCUUCUGACUACUCAAUGUUUACAAAAAGGGUUCAAGGCAGGUUGGUUGUGUUGCUUGUUUAUGUGGAUGACAUCAUCCUAGCAGGAGAGAAGCUGGAUGAUUUGGAACUGGUUAAGCUAUAUCUGAAGAGAAGUUAUAGAUCAAGGAUCUUGGAGUUUUGA
Messenger RNA from Linum trigynum, 1674 nucleotides. Lineage: Eukaryota; Viridiplantae; Streptophyta; Magnoliopsida; Malpighiales; Linaceae. The record is from the annotation of a GenBank genome assembly.